Melospiza georgiana is the source of this 718-nucleotide messenger RNA. RefSeq names its product calcitonin related polypeptide beta (gene CALCB). The record is from RefSeq and is a predicted model, not a curated record. Gene Ontology annotation, cellular component: extracellular region. NCBI's taxonomy places the organism in Eukaryota, Metazoa, Chordata, Aves, Passeriformes, Passerellidae. Gene Ontology annotation, molecular function: hormone activity; calcitonin receptor binding. Bases 78 to 458 code for a protein of 126 amino acids. The transcript has 5 exons.
CGGGACCCGCGCAUCGGCGGCGACACCGGCACCGGCAGCGCGUCCCUCCUGCUCCGCGCCCAACCCGAGAGGAAAUCAUGGUUAUGCUGAAGAUUUCAUCUUUCCUUGCUGUUUAUGCCUUGGUUGUGUGCCAGAUGGACAGCUUCCAGGCAGCCCCAGUCAGACCUGGCCUGGAGUCCCUCACGGAGCGGGUGGCUCUCAGUGAUUACGAAGCCCGGCGGUUGUUAAAUGCGCUGGUGAAAGAGUUCAUACAGAUGACAGCAGAGGAGCUGGAGCAAGCCUCCGAGGGGAACAGCAGUGUGACAGCACAGAAGAGGGCCUGCAACACAGCCACCUGCGUGACCCACCGCCUGGCAGACUUCCUGAGCAGGUCAGGGGCCGUGGGCAAGAACAACUUCGUGCCAACCAACGUGGGCUCCAAGGCCUUCGGCCGGCGGAGGAGAAGCGUCCAGAUGUGAGGAGCUGAAUGGUGAACACGGUUGCAAUGAAACUGAAAACUCGACUUUAAUUUCUAAUGGAAGCAACUCUUCUUCAUAAACCAAGACCACCAAAAAGAUUAAUUUUUCAUCCUACUAUUGAAAAUGUUUUAUUUAAUACAAAUGAAAACACUUCUGUUAUGUAUAGUAAAAGAGAAUCUAGUUAUUAAAGUUAAAUUAUUGUAUAUUCUUUUUAUAUGCAACUCUAUUUCAAAUAAAAUGUGACGGCAUCUAUUAUUUAU